Thalassophryne amazonica is the source of this 1395-nucleotide messenger RNA. RefSeq names its product hypoxanthine-guanine phosphoribosyltransferase-like. The record is from RefSeq and is a predicted model, not a curated record. Gene Ontology annotation, biological process: guanine salvage; purine ribonucleoside salvage; GMP salvage. Gene Ontology annotation, molecular function: magnesium ion binding; hypoxanthine phosphoribosyltransferase activity. The coding region runs from base 224 to 943 and encodes 239 amino acids. Lineage: Eukaryota; Metazoa; Chordata; Actinopteri; Batrachoidiformes; Batrachoididae. The transcript is spliced from 10 exons.
UCAUAUAUUUUUUGAAAGUGCACUAUUUGCUUUAUUUGGCAGUGGUGUGUUGAAGUAGUCACGAGGCGACACAGUGUCACAUGUUGCUGCUUAUCCUCCUCCUGACUCGACAUUAAAAUCAAAUAAUACCGUCCUUAUACACACAAAAUGAUUUAAGCGUGAUCCCAGAGCUCAUGUGGCUGUCGAGAGCUUCAAGUUACUUUCAGAUUUAUUUGGGGAAUGAAUGCAGAAAAGACGGCAGCAACAUUUAAAGAACAUUUUUACUUUGUCAACACUACAGAUGGAUGAUACAGGCAUGAAAAGAGGCAUUGUGAUAAAAGAUGACUGGCUGGGAUAUAGUCUGGACCUGUUCACCUACCCGGAGCAUCACCACGAAGACAUAGAGAGUGUUUAUAUUCCACAUGGUGUGAUCAUGAACAGAGUGGAACGCCUGGCCCACUACAUCGUGGACGACUUUUCCGACCAAAAUAUAAUGGUGCUGUGUGUCCUGAAGGGUGGCUUCAAGUUCUGCUCAGAUCUGCUGGAAUUCAUCAAGGUUCUUGGACGCAACUCCAACAAGUACCUGGAGACUCGGGUGGAGUUCAUCCGCCUGAAGAGCUACCUGAAUGAUCAAUCAACAGAGGACCUUCACAUUAUAGGAAGCUCAGAUCUGUCUUUCCUGCACGGAAAGAGUGUUCUCAUCGUUGAGGCGAUAGUUGACACAGGAAAGACCAUGCAGGCUCUUCUGAAACAUGUGGAGACCUUUAAACCCAAGAUGGUCAAGGUCGCAGGUCUUCUGGUGAAAAGGGUCACUCACAUGGUUCGAGGUCUGACGGACUAUGUUGGAUUUGAAAUCCCAAACCAUUUCGUGGUUGGCUAUGCCUUGGACUACAAUGAGUAUUUCCGAGACCUGAAUCAUAUUUGUGUCAUCAGCAAAAUUGGAAAGAUGAAGUACAAGGUUUGAGAAGACCUGAAUCCAGUGUUGGUGUAGUAAAGUAUUUUUUGUCAGUGUGCAACAUCUGUGUCAAGCUGCAAAGUGUUUUGUUUUAUUUUUGCAUAACCUGCACAAAAAGAACAUUCAACUUGUAUUUAUUUUUCAUGCAGGAUCACCUCAAUGCAGUCGGUCAUAACUGUUCAAGUAAUCGUCUUAAAAUGCCAACAAGAUUAAAACUGUUUGAUGUGAUGCAGCUGUUCCUCUGGUGAUGCGAUGCACACGGGAACAAAAAAAAAGGGCCAAAUGAAAGAAGGCGCUGCUGCCAGAAAAGGAGAGGACGUUGGUGGCAGAUGGGGAGACCUUAUGGAGGGUGGCAUCCCUGUGCCAGGAUGACACCCACUCUGACUCAGAGAAAAAAACAAGAGUAGGUGCAGCUGACAAGCUCAACAACAAGGCCUCAUAUGGAAAUGAUGGAAAUAGCC